AUGCUAAAAGUCAUCUUACCAACAAUUAUACUCCUCCCAACAGCCCUACUAUCCCCACCAAAAUUCCUAUGGACCAACACUACCCUAUACAGCCUCCUAAUCGCCACCCUAAGCCUCCAAUGAUUAAUCCCAACCUACUACCCAUACAAAUUCCUAUCCAACUGAACAGGCAUUGACCAAAUCUCAUCCCCCCUCUUAGUGCUAUCCUGCUGACUGCUACCACUCAUAAUCAUAGCGAGCCAAAACCACCUACAACAAGAGCCCCUAUCGCGCAAGCGAAUCUUUAUCUCAACCCUAAUCACAGUCCAGCCGUUCAUCCUAUUAGCCUUCUCUACCACAGAACUAGCGCUAUUUUAUAUCUCAUUCGAAGCAACCCUUAUCCCCACCCUGAUUCUAAUCACACGAUGAGGAAACCAGCCGGAACGCCUAAGCGCCGGUAUCUACUUGUUAUUCUACACGCUGGUAAGCUCAUUGCCCCUACUAAUUACAAUCAUACACCUAUACGUGAAAAUCGGCACCCUACACCUGCCAACCCUAGAACUAAUCCGCCCAACCCUGUCCACCUCAUGAACAGGGACACUGUCAGGCCUAGCACUGCUAAUAGCAUUCAUAGUAAAAGCCCCACUGUACGGCCUGCACCUCUGAUUACCGAAAGCCCACGUAGAAGCACCCAUCGCAGGCUCAAUACUCCUCGCUGCCCUCCUACUGAAACUAGGAGGAUAUGGAAUCAUACGGGUCACCCUACUAAUGGGCCCCCUAUCCAACCUCCUGCACUACCCCUUUCUAACCCUAGCCCUAUGGGGUGCCUUAAUGACUAGCUCAAUCUGUCUACGACAGACAGACCUAAAAUCACUAAUCGCCUACUCAUCUGUCAGCCACAUAGGACUAGUCAUCGCUGCAGGAAUAAUCCAAACCCACUGAUCAUUCUCAGGAGCAAUAAUCCUAAUAAUUUCCCACGGGCUGACUUCCUCCAUACUAUUCUGCCUAGCCAACACAAACUACGAACGCACACACAGCCGUAUUCUACUACUCACGCGAGGUCUUCAACCCCUCCUACCACUCAUAGCCACCUGAUGACUACUGGCCAACUUGACAAACAUGGCCCUACCCCCAACAACGAACCUCAUAGCAGAACUAACUAUUAUAAUUACCCUAUUCAACUGAUCUGCAUUCACAAUCAUCCUAACAGGAAUAGCAACCCUACUGACCGCCUCCUACACCCUAUUCAUACUUCUAACAACCCAACGAGGCCCAAUCCCCUCCCACAUUACAUCUAUCCAAAACUCAACCACACGAGAGCAUCUAAUUAUGACACUCCACAUUAUCCCGAUGUUCCUCCUAAUCCUCAAGCCCGAACUGAUCUCCGGAAUUCCUUCGU
Molecule: messenger RNA, 1378 nt
Organism: Cygnus atratus (black swan)
Lineage: Eukaryota; Metazoa; Chordata; Aves; Anseriformes; Anatidae
Source: the annotation of a RefSeq genome assembly